Fopius arisanus is the source of this 10019-nucleotide messenger RNA. RefSeq names its product Protein furry (gene fry). The coding region runs from base 128 to 9736 and encodes 3202 amino acids. Lineage: Eukaryota; Metazoa; Arthropoda; Insecta; Hymenoptera; Braconidae. The record is from RefSeq and is a predicted model, not a curated record. Gene Ontology annotation, biological process: cell morphogenesis; neuron projection development. Gene Ontology annotation, cellular component: cell cortex; site of polarized growth. The transcript has 21 exons.
UUUGGCCUGGACAGUGCAUGAAACAAUGAUCCAGUUCAAGAAUAAAAGUGAAUUAUCCAAAUGAGCACAGAGGAGGCCCUGAAUUGCUGUCAUUUGACGUUUCAGGAAUGGACUAGAGCUUUGAAAAAUGUUGCCAGAAGGUGAAGCAAGCAUCGAGGAGAUGGCAAAGGGUACGGAAAAUCAGCCAACAGGCGAUGAUACUCACUCGGACACUGGUGAACAGCGAGCCGGACACAAUGAGACUACCCAGGACAGUGGAGUGGAUGUUUCUGUACUUGUGCAAGAUCCUUUGACACUCCAUGGAUCAAUUCAGGGAGAAAUGAGCGAUGUGGCGAGUAUUUAUACUGCCAGUACGUCAGUAUCUGGCUAUGAGAGUAGCUCAAGCCGUGUGAGUGCAGUGACAGUGGUUCUACCGUGGGGAGCGCAGAAAGAGACAGUGAAACCCCAGCAUAUAGAAGAUAUGGAUCUCAGACCGGGGGAAUUCGUCAUGAGAACUCUCUUCGCUGAUUUUGCUAGUCAGGCAGAGAGGAAAAUUGAGGCAGUAAUGACUGAGACUGAGAAGCCAUUGUCAAAAGUUCUCCAGAGAGGUGAAGAUGCCCAAUUUGAUCAACUGUUGUCGGCGUUUGGCUCAGUGGCCGAGCACUGCCUCCCUUCGAUCCUUCGUUCACUCUUCAAGUGGUAUGAGAGACAGUUGGUGGAUCAGGGAACUGAUCAGAAGAAGCCAGCCCCUGGCAAAGAUGAUCAGAAAGGCAAGAGCAUCAUGUACACCAUUGUCUCUUCUAACGUUGAGGUCCCAGAGAGGAGUGAAUCUGAUUUACUUCAAGAACGUCGUGAUCUUGCAGUCGAAUUCAUCUUUUGCCUCAUGCUCAUUGAAGUGUUGAGACAAUUACCCUUUCACCCAGGCCACGAGGAUCUCGUCACAGACAUUGAGAAUAUUGCAUUCAAACACUUCAAGUACAGGGAGGGCAUUCAAAAUGAGCCCAAUGCAGUAAAUAUCCAUAUUAUUGCUGAUCUCUUUGCUGAAGUUAUUGGAGUACUGGCUCAAUCCAGAUUUAUGGCUGUUAGAAAACGUUUUAUGGCCGAUCUCAAGGAACUCAGGGCUAAAGAACCGGGACCUCAUACCACCCAGAGCAUAAUUUCACUCCUCAUGGGGAUGAAAUUCUUCAGAGUGAAGAUGGUACCAAUCGAGGAGUUCGAGGCAUCCUUCCAAUUUAUGCAAGAGUGUGCACAGUAUUUCUUGGAAGUUAAGGACAAAGAUGUGAAGCAUGCACUCGCUGGAUUAUUCGUAGAGAUAUUAGUACCUGUUGCUGCUGCGGUGAAGAACGAAGUGAAUGUUCCUUGUUUGAAAAACUUUGUUGAAAUGCUUUAUUCAAAUACACUAGAUAUGUGCACCAAAUCGAAACAUAGAUUAGCACUAUUUCCCCUCGUUACGUGUCUUCUGUGCGUCAGUCAGAAAACUUUUUUCUUAGCAAAUUGGCAUUACUUUUUAGCCAUGUGUCUCUCUCACUUGAAGACUCGAGAUCCAAAGAUGAGUCGAGUAGCUCUAGAAGCAUUAUAUCGUCUACUGUGGGUCUACAUGAUUAGGAUUAAGUGCGAGAGUAACUCAGCAACUCAAAGUCGACUCCAGAGUAUCGUAAACUCUCUAUUCCCUAAGGGAUCCAAAGCAGUGAUGCCCAGAGACACUCCCCUCAACAUUUUCGUUAAAAUCAUCCAAUUCAUAGCCCAAGAGAGACUCGAUUUCGCUAUGAGAGAAAUAGUAUUCGAUCUAUUGUCAGUUGGAAGGCCAGUGAAGAUUAUUCUCACUCCAGAACGAAUGAGCAUUGGUCUCAGAGCAUUUUUGGUUGUUGCUGACAGUUUGCAACAGAAGGAAGGGGAACCUCCAAUGCCUAGAACGAUGGGGGUACUUCCCAGUGGCAACACCAUGCGAGUUAAAAAGACUUUCCUCAAUAAAAUGUUAACCGAAGACACUGCACGGAGUAUUGGAAUGUCCUCGUACUUCCCCCACGUUCGUAGAGUCUUUGUCGACAUUCUCAGAGCUUUAGACGUCCAUUAUGGCCGCCCCCUGAUGAUGACUAGCACUCAAAACAUGAACAAAGAGCCUGACGAAAUGAUAACAGGGGAGCGGAAACCCAGGAUCGAUUUAUUCAGGACUUGUGUGGCUGCUGUGCCUAGACUCAUUCCUGAUGGUAUGACUGGAGCUGAGCUUGUUGAUCUCCUUGGGAGACUGACAGUACAUAUGGAUGAAGAGCUGCGAGGAUUGGCUUAUCAGAGUUUACAGACUCUAGUGAUAGAUUUUCCGGACUGGAGACAAGAUGUUGUGCUGGGCUUUACUCAGUUUCUGGCUAGAGACGUGCAGGACACUUUUCCCCAGCUUGUUGACAAUGGAUUAAGGAUGCUCCUACAAUUAUUGACAUCUUGGAAAAAUGCACUGAUUAGUCCAAGUCCCAGGGCUAAAGAACAAAGUGAUAAUAACAGGAUUAACCCGAGAGUUGAAGUUGCAGUGAAGAAGGCCGAUCCAACUCAAAAAGUCGAGCAGGCUUCGAGUGUUUUCCAUUUUGUCGAGGGUUUUGCUCUUGUUAUGUUGUGCAAUUGUCGGUUGUACCCUCGACGACUUGCUGUGCAUAUCUUGAGAGAAGUUAAGGUGUUGCUGAAGGCACUCGGAGGCCUGGAAACUGAUCAGCCGAUUAUUGAUGUCAUCGAUGCCUGCUGUCCUUCGGUUGUGGAAAAAUGCUAUCAUUUGCUGCCACCUGCUGAAAAGGCUGCUGCUGCCUCCACUUCCAAUGUGGAUCUCCAGUGGAUAGCUGACAGAAGCAGCUGCGUCUGGACUGCUGGAUUCCAUGAUGAGAACAGCACCAAGAGCUCCUCAUUACUCAAUCUCAAUGGAGCUGAUCCCUGGAGCACUUGUCUUUUUGCCUUUCUGGAAAAAGAUAGAGUGCUGACGUUGUGUCCCAAUGCAACUGCUCACUCAUGGCCCAUUGUCUUCACACGAAUUAAUUCGCUGUUUACUGUCGUUGAUCCAACGCCUGUCAAUGAUAACAGAGCUUCGUUGUUACGGAGUUCCACAGCCGUAAGGAAACCAGUGAACGAGAGGGAUGUCUACAUGCAUAUCUGGAAAAAUUAUUUAACCUUUGGUUAUCGCGUUGUACCACCCAUCCCUAGCCCAAUUAUUCGCUGCGCUAGUCCCGAUCUCAGUCUCAGUGGUCAGCAUACGGUGGAGUUUGGUGUAUUAUGCAUGAGUAAGGAGUUGAGUCAGAGCCUGGAGAAUCUCGGUGGGGCGCAGACCCUGCCGGGACGUUUCUCCGUACCGUCCAUAUCCGGAAUCUACACCAGGCAUAAGCGGACCAGCUCAUCCCCAGAUAGCCUCUCGGCAGAAAGAGGAGAUAACAAGUCCCCAGGAACAAAUGCCAGCCCUUCGGCACUCUAUAAACUGACAGUGCCCUUAUUGAGGUGCGAGGCGGUCGAUGUGAGGGAUGCCGUAGUCCAGGCUAUUGGAAAAGUUAACGCAGAUGCUCUUAAGGAUUUAAUGGAAGAGCUUGUCCCUUUCAUACGCGAAGCUGUUGAUAGGAAACAAGAGAACAUGCGACGUAGAAGACGAAGGGAUGCUCUGAGACUUCAUCUUGUUCGAGUAUUAGAGCUUGUAGCCGAGUAUGGAACAUUCGGAAUUUGUCCUGCGGUGUUAGACCGUGAAACACAGUCGCUUCACCCCACAUUCGUCGAGUAUAUAGACGGUGCAAGGCUUUAUCUCGAAAAUGAAACAGACAAGGAAGCACCGGCCGUACGUGACAUUAAGUUACACUUCUGUAACUUUAUCCGAAAGAUGAUUAAAAGUUUCUCACUUGAUACAUGUCACUCAUUGCUGAAACGUGACCUCCGGAGGAACUUGUUCACCCUUUUUGCUGCAUGGGCCGGCCCCUAUGGGAAGCCUUUGACCAACACUUCGACAUCACUUGAUGAGGAAAAAACGUGCUCAGAGCUUCAACUAUCCGCUUUACAGGCAAUGAGUGGGUUACUCUGCUGUGGACCGUGUUUCAAUUCUCAGCUGCUCUCUGAAGAGGGGGCUAUUCUCUAUCAAUGGUUGGAUUUACUUCUCUCCAGUAAAGACGAAAAGAUUUAUGCACUGGCUCGCGAGACAGUGGUGUUACUACUGGAAGGAAAUCCAGACAUUGGAACCCUCCUUGAUUGGGUUGUGGAUCGCUGCUACACAGGCAUGCCCCAGGUAGCCGACGGCUGCUAUCUUGCCCUCGCUUCUAUUUUCAGUGCCAGGGAGUAUCCAUGUGAUCAUUACACGAGUGUAAUAAAUGUCAGUCUGAUGAACACGGGUUGUCCCCGUGCACCAGUUCAAGACGCCGCAAUUCAGCUUCUCCAACUCCUGGACCAGAGAUUCUUCGGAAAUAUUCGACCACUGCCAGGGGCUGAGCUUGACAGCGGACCGGAAGAGUUGACUUCUACGAUUGUAACGACUGCUGGAGCUGUCGGAUUGACAAAUACAGCCGGAUCAACCUCACCGACUAAAGCGGGAACCCUUGAUGCGCUCCUGAGGAAUACUUAUUGCCGCAAUCAGAUGUAUCUUUCGAGACAACUUGCUCAGCUUCAUCCUGAGCUCACAAUGCCCAUGUUCAGCGAGAUAACACACAGAUUUCAAACAGCAAGACGUGAAGUCCGACAAUUGUUACUCCAAUAUCUGCUGCCUUGGCUCCACAACAUGGAACUCGUCGAUCCUAACGUACCACCACCAGCUAAUCCAUCAAGCUAUUAUCAGUAUUACACCUCCGACGUUAGCCGUGGAGGAGCAAAGAGAGAAGGUUGGGGGAGUGCAGAAGCUACUGAAAUGGUUCUCAACAAUCUCUUUUACAUUACGGCAAAGUUCUCCGACGAGCAUCCGAAAGAGGUGGAGGAGCUGUGGGCGACGUUGUGCGGCUGCUGGCCGAAUAAUCUCAAAGUGAUAAUCCGUUAUUUGAUAAUAGUAUCAGGCAUGGCGCCACAGGAACUACUCCCCUACGCAAAACGAGUAGUUCUCUUCCUGGCUCGCUCAAGAGCAGAGAGAUUAGUAGACGAAAUGAUGACAGAGCUCCAAACAGUGGAGACUUUAAAUUGCUUAAUUGAGAGAACUGAAACGCCUCCUUUCUACCGUUUAACAAGUAUGAGAAAAGCGUCAUCCCACAGUGACGCACCUGCAGCAGAUCCAGGAAAUCCAUCUCGCGAUCUUGCGGUGGAGAAGGGUACAAUUCAUACAAAACGACACUCUGGGGAGGACCCAGUGAAGACUGGCUCUAAAUCAGACACCGCCCUGCGAGCCCUCGCUGGAUUUCAGCCAUCAAAACCCGAGAAAGCUAGGACUACCAGUGGCCCCUCAAUUCUCCCCGAUGACUUUUCAACCCCCACAACCGAAGUAGAACUCACCGAGGAGAUUUAUCCCCGAAAUGCCGUCACGGUGUCCACUAAAAUUGGACAAAACGAGAAAUUCGAUAUUCCUCAACCCCAUCCAUUACCGAUGCCAGAGUACGGUGGGUACUUUGCACCUCUGACAGAAUAUCUACCCGAUGCAUCACAACCAAUUAGUGGGUUCCAUCGCUGCAACAUUGCAGUUAUGCUUUUAACAGAUAUCGUCGUCGAUGGAAUUCAAAUAGACUGGUCGAUUCACGUACCUUUGAUGCUGCACAUCGUCUUCCUUGGACUCGAUCACUCACGUCCUUUGGUCCGAGAUCACUGUCGUCUGCUCUUAUUAAAUCUCCUUGUGGUCCUCGGUGAUCAUAGAGACCACUUGGGCGUUGCCAGGGUACUUCUUGCGUCACGAACAGAGCAAUUAGGUUUGGGCUUAACAACUCCAAACUUACAUGUAUUAGAACACAACUUCACAGAAGUCGAUCCUGAAUUUGAUAGCUAUUUAUACGGCCCACCUCCACCCACCGCCACUCCUCCCCGGACCACCUCACCUCCCCCAUUGUCUUCUGUACCUGACCCACCCUGUCCGCCACCUCCGCCUCCCAUGCCACCCCCUCCACCACCCCCUUUACCAUCUGAGGAAAAUUUUAAUGUAAAAAAUCCAUCGCCUGGACAAACUUCGUUAGAAUCCUCACCCUCGCACUCUCCUAUUCCUUCUAAUAGCCUCACUCCACCGAAUGUUGGAGGGACAGAGACUAAGCAGGACUUCAAUACGACACUGAGACCUUGGCAGACUCCUACAGGUCCUCCUGUCAUCGUAACACCUGAAGACACUGCUAUUUGGAAUGGGCCUCAGCCUGGACCCAAUAUGGCUAUUCAAGAUGUGAUUAAAUCGUUGAUCAACUUCUUGGCAUCGAGAACUGUUCAGCCCCUGUGGAAUUAUGAGGAUAUGACUGCGAAAACCUGGUGGGUUCGAAGCGCUGAACAAUUGACUGUUCUAUUGAGACAUGUUUUGAGGGUUUUUAGAGACUCUCUCCCGCAUGCACAUGUCAGUCAGCGAUGGGCGGAGACUGCCUUGCAGCUUGGAUUAUCUUGUUCAUCGAGACAUUAUGCUGGACGAUCGUUACAAGUUUUCAGGGCUCUCAGAGUUCCAAUUACAUCGAGAAUGCUCUCCGAUAUUCUAUCGAGAUUAGUAGAAACAGUAGCUGAACAGGGUGAGGACAUGCAGGGUUACGUAACUGAACUUCUUCUGACCUUAGAAGCAGCAGUCGACUCUCUAGAGUCAGAUUUUCGUCCCCUGGACUUCAUGAAGGAGAUCUUCAAGUCAACGCCGAAUUUGAAUAAUAAGGAUGCAGCUUCUGGAAUUAUUGCGAAUAAGAGAAAUAUUGGAGUGGGCUAUCCACCUGGUCCCCACGUCUUUAAUCACCUCAAUCAGACUGGGCACGCCAGAAGCACGAGUUACUCUGUCAGCUACUGCAUGAGGAAAUCGGCAGGACCAGCAAAUUCCGAUUCAAAGGAAGAUUCAAGAGUAUCCAAUAAAUAUCCCAUUUCAAACCUCUCAAGAUCCCGAUCUGCCCAGUCCCUGAAGCUGUUGGGGGACUCAGCGACUCAAGACGACAAAAUGACCAUUCUGGCUCAAUUAUUCUGGCUAUCAGUAUCUCUCCUGGAAUCCGACUAUGAGCAUGAAUUUUUAUUGGCACUGAGACUACUGGGCCGAGUGCUACAUCGAUUGCCCCUCGAUCGUCCGGACGCUAGGGAUAAAGUGGAAAAACUCCAGCAGCAGUUGGGGUGGAGUUCAUUCCCUGGAGUCCAUGCAUUAUUAUUGAAAGGCUGCACCAGUCCGAAUACUUAUGAGCCAGUUGUAACUCUAUUGUCUCAAUUUACUCCCCUGUUGGAUCUACCAUUCGUCGAUCCCACGCAGAAUCUCGCAUUUCCCAUGAACGUGAUCUCUUUAUUACCGUAUAUGUUAUUAAAUUACGAGGACGCUAAUGAGCUUUGUAUUAGAAGUGCUGAGAACAUUGCCCAGGUGUCCGCGGAGAAAGGAAAGAAGCUAGAUCAUUUGGGCACUGUGAUGACGUUGUACAGUAGGAGAACAUUUAGUAAGGAGAGUUUUCAGUGGACAAAGUGCGUUGUUAAAUAUCUUUAUGACACCUAUGCUCAUUUGAGCUUCAAUAUGCUCGCCUUCCUGGUGGAGGUGCUCGAGAAGGGACCUGCUAGCAUCGCUCUACCUGUCCUCAGUAUUAUUCAUUGUCUUCUGCAUUAUGUGGAUCUUGCCUCCAGAGCGGCACAGCCUAUCAAUACAGAAUUGUUGAGAGUCAUCUCGAAAUAUGUUGAGGGCCUAUACUGGAAGGAGGCGUUGAAGAUUCUGAAGCUAGUCGUGACGAGGUCAUCCACUCUUGUCGCUCCUCCAACUUCGGUUCAUGGACCAUCCUGGGAACCGUCCAUGACUUCUCCUCAUCCCAGCUUCACUGAUACGGAGAUAUUUACGAAGAAAGAACUCCCUGGGAGAACAAUGGACUUCACGUACGACGUGACAAAAACACCGAUUAUUGGGAAGAGAUGGUUGAGAAGACAAAUUGAGGAUGAAAAGACAUCGGCAUCACCGAGACGUUCUUUAUCACUCUCGCCCGCAGAUAGUAACGCCAUUUCGGGGUGGAAAAGACCUUGGAUGUCUCAGGGACGAGUGAGAGAGUGCCUGGUGAAUCUUCUGCGUCCAUUUGGUCAGCCAGUGGGUCUCCCCAAGAGUCCAUCUGUAAUAUUCAGUCAAAGUUCGGACCUCAUGGAGAGGCAGUCGUCAAUGGCAUCAUCGACUGAAGAAGUGUCAGGAGCGAAUAAUGAUCUGAGCGGUGGAUCGCGUCGUGAUGACGAGCAGUUUGGAGUUUUCAAGGAUUUCGAUUUUCUCGAGUACGAGAGCGAGAGCGUUGAAGGCGAGAGUACUGAUAACUUCAACUGGGGUGUGCGAAGACGUCCCCUGAGUGAGGGUGAAGAAAGAGAGCCUAGCCUGCGUCAACUCGAGGAGAGUCUCUCGGAGAAAACUGUUUCAUCGAGCAAGCACACGUCUCGCCGAGGUGGUGUAGCCGAAGAGUCAUCAGACGACGAGGUGGGCUCAGAAUCACCGCUGGAUGAAGUACCAUCUGGGUCUGGGGCUGGCCAGGAGCCAACGAUCGCCGGAAUUUUCCCACCUUCUUCGUUGUCACUGAUCCCUAGCCGUUCGCGCCAUGACUCUUCCACAAGAUCAGACACAUCUGGUUCGAGUGCGGGAGACCUUGGGGAUGUAACCCCCUGCAAUGCCUCACCAAAUUUAUCAGCCCUCAUGCCAUUUGGCCGACAAAUUGUUCGGGAUGACGCCGAGGAAAUAUGGCGACAACAGAUUCAACAUCUGAUCUCACAGGUUCCCUACAAUAUCCUUGAUUUUUUCCACCUCUUGAGUAAAAUAUUGAGGGACGUUUGCAGCAAGUCAGUGGGAUUAUCCCGAGAGGCCAGUGCAUUGUUGACCAAUGGGAGCACUGCUGCAUCGCAAUUAGCCUCUUACUUGUCCACUCAUGCAGAAUUACUCAGUUCAAAAGCAGAACCACCAUUAGUCUGGUUUUCCACUGUCGUUUUUUCCCAUCAGAGAUUACACGAAACCCUCCGAUUUGGCAUGCUCGAGAUUCAGGAGCACUUGGAGACAUUCUUAGAUAAAAAGGAUCACGCAACUGAGUGUUUAGAAGCUGUCAAAGCAACGAAUAAACUCCAGGUUCUGGGAGAGGUCCAUCCGGACAGUGUACCAGAGGAUAUGCUCCUCGGACUAGGGCGAUCAUUUUACAAGCUUCAUUUCCAACUGUUGCUUCUCAUCGAGGCUGCCAACAAGAUGCUAUUUGCAUUGUUAAAAGCAUCGAAGAAUAUAUCUGUGCAGUUGCACGACAUGUCCCCUGAGAUUUCUAUGAUGAAGACUGCAUUGUGUAGAGCUCUGGAAGAGAGUACUGAGAGUGAACGAGGAACACCCACUCCAACCCCCUCACCGAGUCCUUUACCUGUUGCUGGCUCCAUUGAAGAAGUCAUCCGGGUGGCUGAGCUCUUGAGAUCUGCUCGGUGGUCUGCAGCCCUCGAAGCAGUCAGGCUGCAUCGAGCCCAAUGGCCAGGGGAUCCCUUCCAUGACGAUGACGAUGUUACAACAGCUGUCAAUAUGUAUUGUAAAUACCUUGGACAAGAUCGCUCUGAUCUGUUUGUAGUAACAAAAAGUGAUACCGAGACGAUGGAGAUUUUUGACAGGCUCAUGGAGAGCCUCUUUCAAGUGUUGUCAGCAGUCACGGGGCUUGAAGCUGCGGUCAAAGCUGUCCGAGCGCAAGCGUCAAGUUCAAAAGCUGAUUGUUAGUUGAUUUGUGACGAUUAAUCACGUUUUUUUCUCUUUUUUAAUUUUUUUUUCGUCGAUUAUUAUGUAGAAAUAGAGCAUUUACAAGUCUUUCUUUUGUAAUCACUGAGAGUAUAUCAUGGCAAGAAUCGUAUCACUGUUGAGACUCUGGUUCUGAUUAUAAUCACGGGACUGAUUAGAUAAAUUUUUGAUCAAGGAAUUUAUGAUGAAUCAAAGGACUUUUAGUAUAAGUGUAAUCAGCGUCAAUUAUUAUUCAAUGAGGAAAAUAAAUGUUGAUGUCAAAUUA